Messenger RNA from Salvelinus namaycush (lake trout), 2901 nucleotides. Its product is annotated as ephrin type-B receptor 2-like. Gene Ontology annotation, biological process: central nervous system projection neuron axonogenesis; cell surface receptor protein tyrosine kinase signaling pathway; protein phosphorylation. Gene Ontology annotation, molecular function: transmembrane-ephrin receptor activity; ATP binding; protein binding. The transcript has 14 exons. The record is from RefSeq and is a predicted model, not a curated record. Lineage: Eukaryota; Metazoa; Chordata; Actinopteri; Salmoniformes; Salmonidae. Gene Ontology annotation, cellular component: plasma membrane; neuron projection. The coding region runs from base 10 to 2901 and encodes 963 amino acids.
GAAAUACUAAUGGACUCUACGACGGCAACAGCAGAGCUGGGAUGGACUAUCUACCCAGCAUUGGGGUGGGAGGAGGUGAGUGGAUACGACGAGAACAUGAACACCAUCCGCACUUACCAGGUGUGCAAUGUCUUUGACAACAACCAGAACAACUGGGUACGCACCAAGUACAUCAGCCGGCGAGGGGCCCAGCGCAUCCACGUGGAGAUGAAGUUCUCGGUGCGGGAUUGCAGCUCCAUCCCCAGCGUCCCCGGCUCCUGUAAGGAGACCUUUAACCUUUACUACUAUGAGACGGACUCAGACACAGCCAAUAAGGUGUCCCCGGCCUGGAUGGAAAACCCCUGGAUCAAGGUCGACACCAUCGCAGCCGACGAGAGCUUCUCCCAGGUGGAUCUGGGCGUCCGGGUGAUGAAAAUCAACACGGAGGUACGAAGCUUCGGCCCUGUGUCACGCCAAGGCUUCUAUCUGGCCUUCCAGGACUAUGGUGGCUGCAUGUCGCUCAUCGCCGUGCGCAUCUUCUACAGGAAGUGCCCCCGCGUGGUCCUGAACGGCGCCGUGUUCCCCGAGACCCUGUCGGGGGCGGAGAGCACCUCCCUGGUGGCAGCGCGGGGCGUGUGUGUGCCCAACGGGGAGGAGGUGGACGUGCCCAUCAAGCUCUACUGUAAUGGGGACGGGGAGUGGAUGGUGCCCAUCGGGCGCUGCAUGUGCAAGGCUGGGCACGAGGUGGUGGAGAACGGCACCGUGUGUCGAGCGUGUGGCUCAGGGUUCUUUAAGUCUUCCCAGGGGGACCACCUGUGUCUCCAGUGUCCCAUCAACAGUCGCACCACCAACGAGGGGGCCACCAACUGUGUGUGCCGCAACGGGUACUACCGCAGUGACUCGGAUCCCCCGCAGAUACCCUGCACCACCAUCCCCUCCGCGCCCCAGAACGUAAUCUCGAUCGUGAACGAGACGUCCCUGAGGUUGGAGUGGAGCGCGCCGCGCGAUGGCGGGGGCCGCAAGGACGUGGUCUACAACAUCAUCUGUAAGAGCUGUGGAGGGGGCCGGGGAGGCUGUACACGCUGCGGGGACAACGUCCAGUUCAUCCCUCGCCAACUGGGCCUGACGGAGACCAGCGUCCACAUCAGUGACCUGCUGGCCCACACGCAGUACACCUUUGAGAUCCAGGCGGUCAACGGGGUCUCCGACCAGAGCCCCUACUCACCACACUACUCCUCAGUCAACAUCACCACCAACCAGGCCGCACCAUCGGCCGUGUCGAUUAUGCACCAGGUGAGCCGGACACCUGACAGCAUCACUCUCUCCUGGUCCCAACCGGACCAGCCCAACGGCCUCAUACUGGACUAUGAGCUGCAGUACUAUGAUAAGAGCAUGGCAGAGUGGAACUCAUCGGUGGUGCGCAGUCAGACCAACACAGCAGUCAUCCGUGGCCUGAAGCCCGGAGCUAUAUACGUCUUCCAGGUACGGGCUCGAACCGUGGCCGGAUUCGGACGAUUCAGCGGAAAGAUGUACUUUCAGACCAUGACCGAAGAGGAGUACAAGUCCAGCUUUCAGGAGAAGCUCCCCCUCAUCAUUGGCUCAGCUGCUGCAGGUGUGGUCUUCAUCAUCGCUGUCGUCGUAUUGGUCAUCGUCUGCAAUCGAAGAAGCUCUGAGAGAACAGAAUCUGAAUACACAGACAAGGUCCAGCACUACACCAGUGGCCACAUGUCUCCAGGAAUGAAGAUCUAUAUUGACCCCUUCACCUAUGAGGACCCCAACGAGGCAGUGAGGGAGUUUGCCAAAGAGAUUGACACCUCCUGUGUCAAGAUCGAGCAAGUCAUUGGCGCAGGAGAGUUUGGGGAGGUGUGCAGCGGGAACCUGCGUCUCCCUGGGAAGAGAGAGAUCCUGGUGGCCAUCAAGACACUGAAGGCGGGCUACACAGAGCGCCAGAGGCGGGACUUCCUGUCUGAGGCAUCCAUCAUGGGUCAGUUUGACCACCCCAACAUCAUCCACCUGGAGGGCGUGGUUACCAAGAGCGCCCCCGUCAUGAUCAUCACUGAGUUCAUGGAGAACGGAUCGCUGGACUCCUUCCUCAGGCAAAAUGACGGGCAGUUCACGGUGAUCCAGCUGGUGGGCAUGCUACGUGGCAUUGCGGCGGGCAUGAAAUACCUAAAUGACAUGAACUACGUGCACCGGGACCUGGCUGCCCGCAACAUCCUGGUCAAUAGUAACCUGGUGUGUAAGGUGUCUGACUUCGGGCUCUCACGGUUUCUGGAGGAAGACACAUCAGAUCCCACCUACACCAGCGCCCUGGGAGGGAAGAUCCCUAUCCGAUGGACCGCCCCGGAAGCCAUUCAGUACAGGAAGUUCACCUCCUCCAGUGAUGGGUGGAGCUACGGCAUCGUAAUGUGGGAGGUGAUGUCAUACGGAGAGAGGCCCUACUGGGACAUGAGUAAUCAAGAUGUGAUCAAUGCCAUAGAGCAGGACUACCGGUUGCCCCCGCCCAUGGACUGUCCUAGUGCCCUGCACCAGCUCAUGCUGGACUGCUGGCAGAAGGACCGCAACAACCGGCCCAAGUUCAGCCAGAUUGUCAACAACCUGGACAAGAUGAUCCGCAACCCCAACAGUCUGAAGGCCAUGACGCCGCUGUCAUCAAGUGUUCACCUACCUCUGCUAGACCGCAGCACGCCUGACUUCUCCAGCUUCAGCACCGUGGAUGAGUGGCUGGAUGCCAUCAGGAUGGGCCAGUACAAGGAGAACUUUGCCAAUGAGGAGUUCACCAGCUUUGAUGUUGUCUCCCAAAUGACCACAGAGGACAUCCUCCGAGUAGGAGUGAUGCUAGCAGGCCACCAAAAGAAGAUCCUGAACAGUGUCCAGUCCAUGCGGGCCCAGAUGAACCAGAUCACCUCUGUGGAGGUCUGA